GAGAGCGUGAUAGAGACAGCGAAAGGGAAUUGGGUCGAUUGAACUGAUGACGGAGGGUAGCAAUCCAAUAUCUCCGGCGGACGGCGUGGACGUGAUCGGCGGCGGCAAAGAGCAGCAGGCGGCGGGAGUGGGGAUUCUCCUUCAAAUAAUGAUGCUGGUUUUGUCUUUCGUGUUAGGUCACAUCCUUCGUCGCAAAAAGGUUUACGUUCUUCCCGAAGCCAGCGCUUCUCUUCUCAUUGGCUUGCUCGUUGGUACACUCGCUAACAUUUCUCACACUCAAACUAGUAUCAGGGCGUGGUUCAACUUUCACGAGGAGUUUUUCUUCCUCUUCCUUUUACCUCCUAUAAUAUUAUAUCCUUAACCACUCGCAUUCUUCUGCUGUUCUUUAAUUUCAUCACAAUUACUUAUUGUUUUCAUUUCCUUGACCUUGCGCUUUCGCUUUACUCAGUCUGGCUUCAGUCUCUCGCCUGUAAGUUCUUUUUUCUUGUCCUUUCACUCUUGUUGCAUUCUUUUGUUUUCAAAUUGGUUCUUUCACUUUGCGUUUUCGCUCUUUGCA
Vigna unguiculata (cowpea) is the source of this 556-nucleotide messenger RNA. Its product is annotated as sodium/hydrogen exchanger 6-like. The record is from RefSeq and is a predicted model, not a curated record. Gene Ontology annotation, cellular component: endosome; plasma membrane. Gene Ontology annotation, biological process: potassium ion transmembrane transport; sodium ion import across plasma membrane; proton transmembrane transport. Gene Ontology annotation, molecular function: sodium:proton antiporter activity; potassium:proton antiporter activity. Lineage: Eukaryota; Viridiplantae; Streptophyta; Magnoliopsida; Fabales; Fabaceae.